CUUUGUGCCGAGUGGAAUCGGAUGGAAUCGGUUUGUUUUGUUCCACUCGGCCUAAUUGUGAAAAAUAAUAAAUAAUAGAGAAAUAAUGCCAGUCUUAGUGUGUGGUGGAAGUAGCUCCGGACGGCUAAAGUGUUACAAUUUAUGUUUGUAAGUUCCGAAAAUUAGUUAGCCGAGUUUAAAUAAAAGCGAAAAUAAAAUUGCAAUUGGUCUUAAACGAAAAUGCUGCGGGAACUUGAAGCUCCAAUCGAAAUGUCUGGCACAUAAAUAAACAAUAAAAAAUGUACUUUUAAUUGAAUUCAGACAAUAACAACAACGCUUUCUGGAACUCGGUUGCCUUGCCAUAUGUGACACCAAGCACACACAUGCGCCCGUAAAUUCAGAAACAUCUGUUCAAGCGCGGAUGCUGGUGCCCAAAAGUGAAAUUCCGCAGCGCCAAGUGGAAGAGAAAUCAAAGAAAGGUAGCACCAUAGAUAGCAAGAUAGUUAGUAAGUCCUGGUCAUGUCGUCGCUGGAUUUCGAGACCAGCAGCUGUCGCAACAUCAACAACAACAACACGCACGGAUAUGCGAGCAACAAUAAUAACAACAUUAGUAACAGCAGCCUCAUGCAAAAGCCAAUACCCGCCCCCUCCUCCAAUGCUCCCGCACAGCUGAUCCAGGUCAGCUGUUCCCACGUACUGGAGUCUGAACCAUCGGCUAGCAAUGCAGCUAAAAUCCCCGACACUGCUGCCCUGCUUGCACUGGACUCUUCUGAGGACAGCGAGUACGAACCCUUCAUAUCCAGCAACGCCCCAAUCCGUAGAGGCACACGCUCCUCCUCCUCUUCAUCCGUGCUCCGCAGCCUGAAGCGCAACUCGUGUUGGGGUCGCAUUCACGGCUUCCUUACCCGAAAUUGGUACCUGAGCUGUUUGGUGCCCGCCUCCAUUCUGGGUGCCCUCAUUUUCAUCGGCUGGGCGACACGAGACUAUGCCCGCCAACUGCUCUUCUGGAUCGAGAUGCAGAACGCCUGGAUAAUUUUUGCCGUCUACAUGGCGCUAUUCGCCCUGGUCAGCUUCCCCGUGGUGGUGGGCUACUUCGUUCUGCUGAUCACCGCCGGUUAUCUGUUUGGCUGCCUUCGAGGCUGGCUUAUCGUGAUUCUGGGCGCCAACCUAGGCAUCGCCGUCGCUCAUGCCACAAUUCGCAGCUGCCGGCACCGUAUUCCCGUGCAAAGACUGAUCAAGAAUGACACGGGGCGAGCCAUUCUGCGCGUGAUAUCUGGACCAAAGGCCUUCCGGGUGGUUCUCUUCACACGGCUUACUCCCAUUCCCUUCGGAGUGCAGAAUGUGAUAUUUGGAAUCAGUUCCAUCAAUACGAGAGACUACCACGUGGCCACAGUAAUUGGGCUGCUCCCAGCCCAGACAAUCAAUGUUUACUUGGGCUCCACGCUUAGGUCCAUGCACGAGGUGCUUAACGACAAUGAGACCAAGCUUACGGGCUAUAUUAGCUUUGUGUUUGAGGUAAUUUGCGGAGUGGUCCUGAUGUUCUGGGUCUUGCAGAAGGCGAGGAAGGAGCUGUCAGAGACCCUGCUAAUUGCUGAUUACAACAACGAGGGCAAACACCCAGACAUACAGGUCUAGCAGGAGUCACAUGGGGCUGAGAGCUUCCGCAGAACACCCAGCCCAAGAGAAUCUUCUGGACUUUAGGACAAGACUGCUCUUUUGCAUUAACUAGCUUAAGCGAGGGAUUAAAAUGUUAUUUUAUUUAUUUGCGCUCAAGGCAAUGCCAUCGAUACCAAACAUUACGCUAGUUUAAGCAGUUUGUACGUUUCGGACUCGAUUCACAAGCUUCCCUCAAAAGUGCUCCCGAGGGUGUUACGCUCCACAUCACAAUUAGUUUCCUUCUGCCAAGGAUGUUAAUGACUAAGUCAAAGCCUCGCUCAGAAAAUGUUCACUUUACAAUUCGAUUUAAGGUCAUAAUGCUGCUCUAUAACGUUGUUCAAUUACUAGUUUGUAAGUGAAGAGAAUAAAUGAGCUAUGAUGUACACAUAGCCUAUCUCGUUA
Molecule: messenger RNA, 2037 nt
Organism: Drosophila eugracilis
Lineage: Eukaryota; Metazoa; Arthropoda; Insecta; Diptera; Drosophilidae
Product: transmembrane protein 64
Exons: 4
Coding region: 499-1614 (371 amino acids)
Source: RefSeq, a predicted model, not a curated record